AUGGCUGGUUUCAGACAGGAGGAUGUGGAGCAGUUCUAUGACAUGGGAGAGGAGUUGGGCAGUGGACAGUUUGCUAUUGUUCGCAAGUGUAAGGAGAGAUGCUCAGGGGAUGAAUAUGCAGCUAAGUUCAUAAAGAAACGCCGUCUCUCGUCCAGUCGGAGAGGAGUGAGCCGCGAGGAGAUCGAAAGAGAAGUCAAUAUCCUCCGGGAAAUCCAGCACAGUAACAUCAUCACGCUGCACGACAUCUUUGAAAACAAAACCGACGUGAUCCUGAUCCUGGAGCUCGUGUCCGGAGGGGAGCUGUUUGACUUUUUGGCUGAGAAGGAGUCGCUGACUGAGGAGGAGGCCACUGGGUUUCUCAAACAGAUCCUGGACGGAGUUCACUAUCUACACUCCAAACGCAUCGCACACUUUGACCUCAAGCCUGAAAACAUUAUGUUGUUGGAUAAAAAUGUCCCCAAUCCCAGAAUAAAACUCAUUGACUUUGGGAUUGCUCAUCCUAUCAAAGCUGGCAAUGAGUUCAAGAACAUUUUUGGGACACCAGAGUUUGUUGCUCCAGAAAUAGUGAACUAUGAGCCACUGGGAUUGGAGGCCGACAUGUGGAGCAUUGGCGUAAUUACAUACAUCUUAUUGAGUGGAGCAUCUCCAUUUUUGGGAGAAACAAAGCAGGAGACGCUGACGAACAUCUCUGGUGUGAACUAUGACUUUGACGAAGAGUAUUUCAGUAACACAAGUGAGCUCGCCAAGGACUUCAUCCGCCGCCUGUUGGUCAAAGAUCCCAAGAAGAGGAUGACGAUAGAUGAUAGUCUGGAACACCCAUGGAUUAAGGUCAUAAAGAGGAGAAACGUCCGGCAGGAGGAGCGUGACACUAAGACCGAGCGCAGGCGCCUGAAAACCACCCGCCUUAAGGAGUACACCAUCAAGUCCCACUCCAGCAUGCCUCCCAACAACACCUACAUCAACUUCGAGCGCUUCUCCCAAGUCCUGGAGGAGAUCGCGGCGGCCGAGGAGGGCUUACAAGACCUGGAGCGCAACCAGAAGUCCUGCCGAGACGACGUGGCCGCGCUGCGCUCCAUCUACGACGAGAAGGAGAGCUGGUACAAGGAGGAGAACCUGAGCAUUUCCUCUGACCUCAACCACAUCCGCCAAGAGCUACAGCGCACCCAGGCCCAGCGCAAGAAGAGCCAAGAGGAGGCCCGUCUCGCCAUGCAGUCCACCAGUAUCCUCAAGCGCAAGUUCAGCCGGCUGGAAAACCACUACGAGGCACUGGCCGAGCAGGUGGCGUCCGAAGUGCGCUGGGUGGAGGAGCUGGUCAAGUCUAUCGCGGCAGAGAAGGGGAGUUCAAGCAGCAUGGCAUAG
Messenger RNA from Knipowitschia caucasica, 1359 nucleotides. NCBI's taxonomy places the organism in Eukaryota, Metazoa, Chordata, Actinopteri, Gobiiformes, Gobiidae. The record is from the annotation of a GenBank genome assembly.